Messenger RNA from Osmerus eperlanus (European smelt), 1235 nucleotides. RefSeq lists its product as uncharacterized. NCBI's taxonomy places the organism in Eukaryota, Metazoa, Chordata, Actinopteri, Osmeriformes, Osmeridae. Bases 417 to 1121 code for a protein of 234 amino acids. The transcript is spliced from 2 exons. The record is from RefSeq and is a predicted model, not a curated record.
ACGACAAAUCACUUAGCAUUGGUCUUGUCUCUUUUCAAACAGAAACAUUCAUUUAGGCUACUUUAUUUAUGGGGGCAAAAUGAACCACUCACGCACGCAGAGAAUGGGGUCUGGUCUCGCAAUCUGAGGUCAUUUGAACUGUCAUAAUUAGACAUAUUUCUAUAGUUACGUGGGAAAAAAUCAGCAUUAUUUGAACAUCACCAUAUUCAAAUCAAAGCCUUCUAUGGUUCUAACUUGACGGCGCUGCAUCGACAUCAUAAAGUAGGUUUGGAAUAUAGAAGGCAAAAUGUUGUGAUGUUUUAGAAUUUUCGAAGGGUCUCCGGGGAAACAUAACCAAUCAAGCCGCGAAAUGUACACUCUUCACACGACCACAUUCAGAUCCUACAUUUGACUGACAAGCAAUAGACGUGCGCGCAAUGGCUCCUAAUUUAACAAAAUUUACCAAGCCUUUCCCGCGAAAAUUCAAAACGGGAUCGAAAGGCUCUGAACUAAGUAUAUAUGCAGAGGGUCUUGUACCCAAGGACCAGAAAUUGUCCUCCCAGAUUUGCAUCCCUGCCACAUCUUCCCAUGCCCAGGUGGGCUACAAGGUGCAAUGCAAGAAGGCUGCUGGGUUGCCAGGUUUGAAACGACCUGCACAGCCCCACCCACUCUCCGGCACCAAAGACCCACCUUUCAGGAUCUUUGACUCCACCGACCUGGGUGAUGUUGGCUCAUAUCUGGUGCUUGACGUCUGGGAGUCUGAGAGUGAUGGUGCCUCCUCCUCUUCCUCCUCCUCCUCUUCCUCCUCCUCCACAGGAAGAAGCAAAGAGAGGGAUGUCUGGCCCAGCUACUUCCACCGAUUCCAGUCCCACCUCCACCAGAGACAGGCCAGCCGUGGACGCUCCAGGGUGAGAUCCAGAAAGGCCUGGUGGAGCCGCCGCACCGCGCCCAGCCAGGUUUUUGACCGGCGCUGGGGGAGAGAGGAGAGGGUGUCGGGAGUGGAGACAUCCAGAGAGAACCUUCUCCACCAGGGACUCUACGCCCAGACCAUAGCCCAGAAGAGGUGCCGGGAGGCGGACGAGGAAGAAGAGGCUUGCCCCUGCUUCAAGAGGAUCCGAUAUGGACAAACUGCUGUCCACUGAAUGGCACAUUCAGUGUUUUCAAAUAACUAAAUUCUCUAAUGAAUUCUUAGUUGUGGUUAGGUUUCAAGUCAGCGAUAUAUGUUUAGAAAUGGUUUUAGUGAAAAUAUCUCUUAA